Molecule: messenger RNA, 2129 nt
Organism: Punctularia strigosozonata HHB-11173 SS5
Lineage: Eukaryota; Fungi; Basidiomycota; Agaricomycetes; Corticiales; Punctulariaceae
Exons: 6
Coding region: 295-1902 (535 amino acids)
Source: RefSeq, a predicted model, not a curated record
GCUAUGGUUGAUUCUCUUCAAGGGAUUACUCUCGGGCUCGUAACGCUGGGCUCGACCUAUGUAACUACGCGAAUGGGCCACACCGGGGGUUAAAACCGACGGUAUACGCCUUCAAUAUAUAUUCUCUGUCCAAAAGGAAAAUCAAGACGACGUUCACUACAAGUCACACCAACACGUCUUCGAGCUACAUAGGUGGGCUACUAUUGGACAUGGCCGAUCAAACGGCUGCUGCUUUGGAGAGUAAUCAGCGUGAGCCACCCGCGGGGCCGCCGGUCUCUGGCAGCGUAGCCAACAAUGGACCGCUGCCUCUUCGGGACUCACGGAAGAGGAACAGGUCAUCCGAAUCUUCUGGGAGCGCGUCUCCGAAGCAGGCAUAUCGACGCGUUGAAGGGCAAGGGGAACGUCCUGGACUUCUGGUGUCACGCGCAAGCGGUAUCCCGGGACACCCCGUGGCACAUUCGUCACAUUGAUGGACUUACGAUAUCCGUUCCCCCGUACAUGGUGCCUCCUAGUUCAGCCUCAGGGUCACAACCCUUGUCCCAGCUGCCGGGUGUGCAACCUGUCGUUCGAGAGUCCAGCAAUGACGAUGCCCUCAUGCGACCCCCCUUCUCUGUCCCUUCUCAAGGUCUUUCAUUAGAACCAAACUAUGCGCAACCGGAUUUCAAUGUCUCGGAAAUGGAGUCAGUCAUAACCCAAUUUCUGAGUGAAACUCAUAAUACUUCAUUCCCACCUGCAUCCUCCAUACCCGGUCCCCAAGAACAGGUCUCAAUCGCAGCUCUCUUUGAACAGUCAUGUGAGCAAGCAUCGGCGGGCGGCUUGCUGGAUCCGUCCUCGACCAAUGGGAUUCAAGCACCCCCAUUUGUCGAUUUCGUCUCAUAUGAACAUGCUGAAGCACUGGCGCAGUCCGUAUUGCAAGAAUGGCAAUCAUUGGUGGAGCAAUCAUACGUGCAGCCGCCUGUAGACUCGCAAUCCAACGCAGGCCCGCAGUUUUACGUCGACCCCCAGCUCUACAUCGACCCAUCUGCAUCCGAGGUCCCGCAUGGGCAGGGUCCACGGACAGACGAAGGCACGCAACACACGCAACAGCAUGAUGCGCUCGGGUUGACCGGAAUGAAUCGCCCCGCAGGUCGCACUCCCGCUCCCGACACGUUUUUCUUGCGUGGGGCACUUUCCACGUUAAGCCUACGCGGGAUCCUGGACCCCCUGGCCACUAGACAAUCCGCGGGCGUGCUAUUGCAGAAUGGGCUUCAGGAAAUGCCUCAUAUCCGUGUUCCCCGCGCGAUACCUCCUGCACAGGUUACGAAAGAUAUUAUCUGGAGGCUUCAAACCUGUGCCGCCCUGAUCGGCACGUCAACUACGUGGCUUCAUGAUGUGCACACAAGUCUUGGAACCCCUCAUCGCCGCGCUGAGCAGCAGGGAUCUUCGGAGAGGCCAGAAACACAGUCCCGCUCAACCUCAUCCUCGGCCGCCGCAUCAUCUCGGGUUGCUUCACCUUCGGCGUCCCCCUCCCACUCACCAAACGAAUCUGCUGGCUGGUCUUCGGCGCUCACCCCUCUGCCUCCCGCUCCUUCGGAACUGUGGCCUCCUCCACGAAGCGAGUGGUCCAAAUAUGUGAAACCGGUGCCCAUGAUAUGCGGCUGGCUCGGCUGCACGGUCCAGUGCACGAACGCCGCGGACGCAAAGCGCCAUAUCGGCGAACACAUCCGGACGGAAUGCGACCCUAAGCUGCUCCGAUGCCCCCACGGCUGCAAACCCUACAGUGGCUUCGCGGAGAUCACGAAUUUGGUAAAACAUAUGGUGACCCAGCAUAUGGAUCCACAGGCGAAGUGCAUAACCUGCGGGUGUUGCUGCACGACGGAGAGGAUCGUCAUCAACCAUUGGGGCCGGUGCCACGCUGCGUGAACGAGUUAUCGCUGCUGGGGUUAGUUGUUCCCCUCCAAGGACGCAUUUCCGUUCAUCAUAUCGACCCAUUUAUUAAUCAUCCAGUAACGCGGACUUCCAUGACCACUAAUCCCGCAUCACGAUUGCCCGUGAUCGCACCCUGUUGCAAGUAUAUCUACUGUACAAGACUGUCUUUCCAACCGAAAACAAUAAUGUAUCUACACCGAAAUGACGCAAUGAUAAAUCCG